This is a messenger RNA of Branchiostoma belcheri (Belcher's lancelet), 2166 nucleotides long. RefSeq names its product HMG box-containing protein 1-like. Gene Ontology annotation, molecular function: RNA polymerase II cis-regulatory region sequence-specific DNA binding; RNA binding; DNA-binding transcription factor activity, RNA polymerase II-specific. The record is from RefSeq and is a predicted model, not a curated record. NCBI's taxonomy places the organism in Eukaryota, Metazoa, Chordata, Leptocardii, Amphioxiformes, Branchiostomatidae. The transcript has 14 exons. Gene Ontology annotation, cellular component: nucleus. Gene Ontology annotation, biological process: regulation of transcription by RNA polymerase II. Bases 206 to 1954 code for a protein of 582 amino acids.
UCACCUCAAAAGUCACGUGACGAAAUAACCUUGCCGACGCGCAUGCGUUUCCAGCUAACAACAAAGAAAAUGGCGUCAGUGAAGAUGCCAUGAGUAAAAGGUGCCGCAAGGAUUUCUUUUACACAGUUUCACACAGUUUUCCAAGGCUCUACCCAUAUUAUUGUUGCACAUUGUCAUACCUGUGAACUUGUCAAAGUACGUCAGAAUGUACAUGGAGAGUGAGAACAGAGAGACAGAGGAGUUGGAUCUGUUGUGCCGUGAGGAUUGUGAUACUCCAGAGCUGACACAGGACAAGGAGGAGUUUUCACCUGAUGAUGAGCCUCCACCCUUCACAGCACCAAACGUGACAUCAGCUGGUAUUUCCUUCGCUGCCAGACUGCCUGCAGAUGUGUCACAUCACCAGUCAGUACAGAGGGAGCAGGACAGCCAACGUCAGGAAGCAGCUACCAAUAUCAACUGGCUGGCUGAACUUGCCAUCAUUGCCACCUCACCUCAGAGUCCUCUCAUGCCAAAGACAACCCAUCACUCUCACAGGAGGAGUCCCCAGCAACAUGCAGUCCUGAUGACAGACAGACCAGACCGCUGUAUGCACAACUACGCUCGCCCCCCUCCCCCUUCAUCCAGCCCCCCACUCACACACACCAGCAGACACAGACAGAGUGGCCUUAUUUCCGGGGGCAAUGGUUUGUCUGCAUCGUCACACUUCUCUUCCAGCGAAAGACUGGCCGACCCACCAGCACUGUCCAAGUCUUGGCCAACCACAGCCUGGCACUGCUUCAUGAAAGGCACGAGAGUGCGACUGAGUGAAGACACACGGCGGGAGUGGCGGCUGGCGGAAGACGUGCCGUCUGACGACUCCUUACAGGAGGACAGGACACUCAAGGAGGUGCUAAAUGUGCUGCUGGGGAAGGACACCACGUCCCUGUGUGGCCUGAGACUUGUAGAGUUUGAGGAGACUACAUCAGCAGACAGGAGAGCAGAGAACAUGGUACACAUGGUGUUCAGAACAGAGGUGGCAGACAGGGAGAUCAGUGCAGAGUGUGCCCUGGACCAUCCCUUCUACGUACGGGACAAAGGUAAGAACUCUAACAGAGAACAUGGUACACAUGGUGUUCAGAACAGAGGUGGCAGACAGGGAGAUCAGUGCAGAGUGUGCCCUGGACCAUCCCUUCUAUGUACGGGACAAAGGACCUUGGAAAGCCCCUGGCUGUACCGUGGACACGUUGGACUGCUGGAUCAUAAGGAACCGUACUUCUGGGCUGUUGGGGAAAGACCGCUCCAAAAUGGUAGAGGAACGGAGAUGCUUGAUGAAGAUGGUUCGCGUGGCUUUGUCGAAGUCGGUUGGUAUGGUGUCGAGACAUGCGGGGAAGCUGUACGUUCCUCCGUACCCAAUCCAGCUGCAGGGGGACCCAGCCUGUGUCCCCCAGAUUGUUGGUGCUCCUUCCAUCCAGGUUUGACGUACACCCGCUACGGUCUCCCGUGCCAGGAGAUAGAGUACGGAGACGUGUGUGUCCCCCCUCCAGACAGUGGUUCAUCCCCGGAGCAAGAGGAGGACACGGACUCCGUGUUUGACGAGUUUUCUGCCGUCAACUUCCUUAGUACCCUGGCUAAGCAAAGACGAGAGUUACAGAGCAGUCCUGUGAGGUCUCCUCCCUCCUCCCCCACCAAGCGACAGAGGAACAGUAGUGGGAACAGUGACCAGCCAGUCAAGGCCAAGAGGCCCAUGAAUGCAUUCAUGUUGUUUGCCAAGAAAUUCCGUAUGGAGUACACACAGUUGUACCCUGGAAAGGACAACAGGGCCAUCAGUGUGAUCCUUGGAGACAGGUGGAAGAAGAUGAAGGUGGAGGAGAGAAAGGUUUACGCACAAGAAGCCAAGGUGCUGGCCGAGAGACACAAGAAGAUCCACCCAGACUGCUGGAAACGGAAGAGAUCUACUUCGGCAUCCUCCACAUAAUGACACCUGGAGACAACAGGCCUUCACAGGAAACCCAUUGGCAGCUCCAACCUUCAACAUUGGUGCAUACAUUUGUAAACUCAUCUCAAUGGUUACUCAAGUUUUUGACACUGACCAAGGAGGCUUUUUGAACCUCCUUGCAUUGACCAUUGAAACAAACUUUCAUGCUAAGGCCACACCAAUUUGAUUACUUGUUUCUUGGAUUUUUUAUA